This is a messenger RNA of Rhipicephalus sanguineus (brown dog tick), 747 nucleotides long. RefSeq names its product protein FAM98B. NCBI's taxonomy places the organism in Eukaryota, Metazoa, Arthropoda, Arachnida, Ixodida, Ixodidae. The record is from RefSeq and is a predicted model, not a curated record. The coding region runs from base 188 to 583 and encodes 131 amino acids. The transcript is spliced from 3 exons.
GCGAGGGUGUGGAAAAAUCCCCCCCGCCCUCCCCCCUCUUUCCAACUUCCACGCUUGGCGUACACAUCCCGUCUUCGGCUUGUCCACUGUUAUAAAAAGAGCAUCAGGUUGAAGGCAAAGAGCCAUCGAGUCAUUUGAUCGCAGCGAGGUAGCUUAGCAGCCGCAGGUCGUUUCCCAUCCGAAAAUCAUGAAGACCAUUUUCGCCUUUGCCGCCACUCUGGCUCUUUUGGGUCUGGCUGUCGCCGCUCCCGCUGAGGAGAAGAAGGAGGAGGACGUUGAGGGCCGCAUCGGAUUUGGCGGCGGUGGCUUCGGCAGCGGUUUCAACCGCGGUGGUAGCUUCGGUGUCGGCAGCCAGGGCAACAGAUACGGACAGGGAGGCUUCGGCUACAACGUGGGUGGUUCUAACCGCCGCGACUACGGCAACGCAGCUACCUACGGAGACCGUGAGUCCUUUGGCCUGAGCCAGAACGCCGGCCACAACCGCCAGUUUGGCCAGGGUAGCUACGGAAACCGCCACCACAACAACGCCUUCGGCGCUGGUGGAAACCGCUACGCUUCCGGCGGCGGCGGCUUCCUCGGCUGAAGUGCCCGCUGAUCUUCGAUUACCAAAGAAUGAAUGGCAUGAAUGGACCGGCUCUUUCAACUAGGAAAGAACGCAACGUUGAACAAUCUUCGAUCUAAGUCAGAAAUCUGCACUCAGAACCAGUACGAAGACACUGCAGUAAAUAAACAUAUUUAUUAAAGGAA